Anopheles cruzii is the source of this 5561-nucleotide messenger RNA. It is a transcript of the gene Not3, whose product is annotated as CCR4-NOT transcription complex subunit 3. The transcript has 11 exons. Gene Ontology annotation, cellular component: nucleus; CCR4-NOT core complex; P-body. The record is from RefSeq and is a predicted model, not a curated record. Gene Ontology annotation, biological process: nuclear-transcribed mRNA poly(A) tail shortening; regulation of DNA-templated transcription. The coding region runs from base 130 to 3027 and encodes 965 amino acids. NCBI's taxonomy places the organism in Eukaryota, Metazoa, Arthropoda, Insecta, Diptera, Culicidae.
AGGCCGUGUAUCGUAAGGCGCGCAGUGCACUUUUGUGUAUCAACAAAACGGCGGCAAGAAAGAUACGGUCGACGAAUGGCAACCCGUUUUUAAUGUGUAGCUCUUUUGACGUACCGCCCUCGAAUCGGAAUGUUUACUCAUCCCCGAUUCCUAUCCGCAGGUGAAAUCGAUCGGUGCCUGAAGAAAGUCACUGAAGGAGUGGAAACGUUCGAGGAUAUUUGGCAGAAAGUUCACAAUGCUACAAAUAGCAACCAAAAGGAAAAGUAUGAGGCGGAUCUCAAGAAGGAAAUCAAAAAGCUGCAGCGGUUACGUGAUCAGAUCAAAUCAUGGAUCGCAUCCGGCGAGAUCAAGGAUAAAAGCGCUCUGCUGGAAAACCGUCGGCUCAUAGAAACCCAAAUGGAGCGGUUUAAGGUGGUCGAACGGGAAACCAAAACGAAAGCAUACUCGAAGGAGGGUCUCGGAGCGGCCCAGAAGAUGGAUCCGGCGCAGCGGGAAAAGGAGGAGAUUAGCAGCUGGUUAACGUCGGCCAUCAACUCGCUGCAGAUCCAGAUCGAUCAGUUCGAGUGCGAGAUCGAGUCGCUGCUGGCGGGCAAGAAGAAAAAGCUCGACAAGGACAAGCAGGACAAGAUGGACGAGCUGAAGGGCAAGCUGGAGAGGCACAAGUUCCACGUCACGAAGCUCGAGACGCUGCUGCGGAUGCUCGACAACGAUGGUGUCGAGGUGGAGCAGAUAAAGAAAAUCAAGGAGGACGUAGAGUACUACAUCGAUUCUUCGCAAGAGCCGGACUUCGAGGAAAACGAGUACAUCUACGACGAUAUCAUCGGAUUGGAUGAUGUGGAAAUCUCCGGCAUCCCGGUGUCAACUGGCACGGACAGCAAUAACAGCAACGAGACGGCCGGUUCGCCCAGCAGUCUGAUAUCGGGAACUAGUCCGGCGCAGUCGCCGGUGCUGAACUACAGCGCGAGCACGCUGCACAACCACAGCAGCGAUCUGUCGGCCGAUAAUAACAAUCUAAGCGAGAAGCGUCCCAAGCCCGAUGGCACGAAGAUAACGCCGGUAAAACCGACUGCAAUCCGAGCUAGCAAAGUGGAUCCCUCGGUCCUGGCGGUCAGCAAUGUCGUGAACAACAACAACGGCAGCAGCAACGCGAACAGCAGCAACAUCGGCAGCGGCAUCAUCGGCAGCAACAGCAGCAACAACAAUUCGUCCAAACCGGGGUUGAUCAGCUCGACGCCUAGCAAAAACCACGCCAACGCUGGUCCGGCACCGAGCGGGUUGCAGCCACCUCCGAACAGUAUAUCGCUCAAUGGGCCCGCUUUCGCUGCGGUGGCGAAACAGCACGCCAGCAAAAAUGGUUCCACAACGCAGUCGAGUGCGACGUCGGGGUCCGUGUCGUCCGCGGGUGCAUCGUCGAGCAUCGGUCCGCAAGCUCCGAAUGCAUCGAAUGUCUUCAACCUCAGUCAGAUUAUUAAUGCAUCUCAACCUAAGCUUAGUCAGUCGCAGCAGCAGCAGCAGAAUCAGACGCAGCAAAAUAGUAUGCCGAGUGCGGCGGCCGUGGUUGCCGCGGCCAACAGUGGCAAUGUGCAGCCAUCGACUCAAGCAGUACCAUCGUCACAGCAGCAACCCCAGCAGCAGCAGCAGCAGCAGCAGCAGCAGUCGCAGCAACAAACGGCGCAGCAGCUACAAUCCCAGCAGAUUCCUUCCGUGCAGAAUUCCAUGCUUCUACACAGCGGUGGCCAACCGCUGUCGUCGUCUGCGGCGAGCACCGAGAGCGGCAAUCAUGUAAUUAGCACCUCGUCCGCGGCCACGAUCAGCAGUAGUGGCCCGAAUGUUAUUAAUAACUGUGUCUCGCCAAGCAAUUCCGCAGUCAGUAGCAGGGCGUCUCCCAGUUUAAUGUCACCACCGCAGCAGCAGCAGCAACAGCAGCAGCUGUUAAAUGGUCCUACAACACUCGCGCAAGAAGUGAUAAAUAGAACGGGAGUUCUCGAAAGUGGCCCUAGCCCCAAUCCCAACAGCUUGAUGCAACAACAGCAGAGCCAACAGCAGCAGCAGAAUGUGCAAGGUGCAUCUGCGGCAGCGGCAGCCGCAGCGGCCGCCGCAGCAGUGGCAGUCGCGUCCGCUCAGCAACAAGCGACAGCGGUGGCAGUGGCCGCGGCCGCUGCAGCCGCAGCUGCCGUCGCCGGACAGCAGCAGCAGCAGCAGCAGCAGCAACAAUCGCAACAGCAGCAACAACAAUCGCAGCAGCAACAACAACAGACACAACAGCAGCUACCACUACCACAGCCAGUGGACACGAGACAGACCGUUCCUCCCAAUCAGUCCGCUCAACUGCAAGGCCCGCCGGCGUCGUUCAUGGUCGAUGCCGGCAGUGGCGGUGGCGGUGGAGUGGCAGGCGCCGGCCUCAUACCGACGUCAUCGGCCACUGCCAUCACCAACGGACCGAACACGAUCAUCAACACAAACACUAGUAUUUCGAGCGCCGCCAGCGUGAACAGUGGCACCGGCGGAAGCCUUAAUCCUGCCGGCACGCACGAGGCAUGCAUACCGCCGCUGCUUGGCGUCGCCCCGCUCGGUACGUCCAAGCUGCAGAAGGAGCAUCAAAUACAAUUCCAACGGAUGGAAGCCGCUUACUAUCAUCUGCCAACGCCGAGCGACUCGGAGAGGCUAAGGACGUACUUGCAACGUCAACCCGUGCAAACACCAGGGCACUUUCCACAGCAACAACUUCCACAUUCUGACACGGUUGAGUUUUUCCAGCGUCUUUCCCCCGAGACGCUUUUCUUCGUGUUUUACUACAUGGAGGGAACGAAAGCUCAAUAUUUGGCCGCGAAAGCGCUGAAAAAGCAGAGCUGGAGAUUUCAUACGAAAUACAUGAUGUGGUUCCAGCGCCACGAGGAGCCGAAAGUGAUCAACGAAGAGUACGAGCAGGGAACCUACAUCUAUUUUGAUUAUGAAAAAUGGGGCCAGCGUAAAAAGGAAGGGUUUACGUUUGAAUACAAGUACUUAGAAGACAGGGACCUGAAUUGAUCUUUACAGAUUACGGAACUCCUUUUUUAAAAAACAUGUGGAAAAGCGUAAUGGAACGAAAAAAAUCUGUCAAUAAAAAUUAAAAAAUGUUCAGAAAAAAAACAACACGAAAUCACGAGCAAAAUCCGCACGAGCAUCCGCGACGACAAAAUAGGACAAACGGCCGGCAAAAACACAAACCAUCAGCACACCAAACUAACGACGACGAUGUUGCUGGAAAAGGCGAGCGGCUUAAUUGGCGUGCGGAGUAUCUCAGUUCGAGGCAAGGCUUUAUAGGCCGAUUUCUUUUUCUCUCUCCUCCGUUGGAUGAUGAUCGUCGUUUCGUUCAAAACGCAACAUUUGUUCCGGAAGCAUUUUUCUUGCCGCUUUGUUUGCACCACAGCAACCCGUUGCUAGGAUGGAUUGGCAGCUUUAGCGAAUUCGCCAGCGAUCGCAAAGCUAUCUUUGAUGGUUCGUCUUACGAGACACACACACACAACAUGUCCCCUUAUUGGUAGGUGUUAAUUUUGGGUGUGAGCUUCUUCUCUUCCAGGGUCCAUUAGCAGCUGUUUCUCGUUCAAUAGAAGACCCGCGAUUUGUUGUAUUCGGAGUCUUUUGUGGGAUCGCCUCAAAACUUGCUUCUCCGCAAGAUGCUCCGAUUCCGAGUCGGACAACGGUGGUAACAAUAUUAUAGGACGGAUCACUCACACAACACAACACAACACACACACAAACUCAGACACAGUACUACGUAAACUUAAUCCUAGAAGAUUGAUGAUGGAGAGAAAAGCUUUUAAAAAGAACGAAACGAACAUAAAAAACGAUGAGAAAAUUUAGAGAAAACCAUGAAAAAAAGUAUGCAAAUACAUAUUGUUUAGAUGUAAUCUCGUGGCCUGGAUGCCGGGGAUGUGUUGACGUGGGUCGGCCGUCGGGUGUACUGUAGAUUUUGAUUCCACGUUACAACCGUCUGAAACACACACACUCACACACACACACUUUCUUCAUCAGUGGCCACCGAUCACCAUGGUUCGACUCCUUGCGGUUUUAUCAUUAAACCCAUUUCCCAUUCAUGUUGUUACGUCCGACCGACCGGUUGGCCGACCAUUUUGUAAAAAGAGAAACCACACUAGACAAAAAAAACGACACACUUCAUGCUGGUCACAGGAGUCCUGUUUCAUCCCGUGCGUCUACAUUUAGUCUCUGUCGAAUCGAUUCUAGGCCUGCAAAUAGAUAGGGGGAGGGCGCUUCCCAGUAUUGCCGUCACCCAGCGUUCGCGGAACAUAUUCUCAGUUCUGUUACCGGUUUAUCUCCUGACCUUUGCUGCUGUACAUUGUCAGCGCUUCGUAGGGCUGAAACGGAUAGUAAAUAUGGUCGUCAACGUUCCGUCAGCGUGUUCUGUAGAGCAAAAGCAGAAAAGAAAGUAUAAAACAAAAUCCCCCCCUUGGUCGGAACAUUCACCGCUCGGACCUCUGAAUGUUCGCGAGGCGCCACAAUCUCGAAUAAGUGUAAUUGCAUAAACAUGAACAAGUUGUCAAGAUGAUGGUAGAACGGGGCAAGAAAACUCAGAACAACAACAUGUUUCCGGGCGCCCGGAUCGGCCUCGUUUCGGUGGAGUGAAAGAAGCAAUUUAAGAUGAAAACUAUCAAACGGCGGAUCCCGCCACAGCUCCGUUGCCCGGCGAGUCUGAAAGCUGCUGGUGACCAUUUACCAGCUGGUUCCAUUUGUGUUGGAAUCAACGAACGGACAUGGUCCGUCAGCCGCGCUCAGUUCCGCCUUAACGAGGGGGAGUCUAGGAGACAAUUAGGCGGAAGCGCGAGCGGUCAACGGUAUCUCGCGAUUGAAACCCUAUUCGGUGGAAGAUGGCUAGCCUUAAGGGAGGAGGUGUGCGCUCUGUCUAUCGAUACCGAAUGCGACGGUGUUCGGUGUAGGAUUAAAUACUACUGUCCCAGUCAAAGUACUCUCCGAAUCGAAGAGGAAAUGGGACACUGCGUUCGGGCAUCAGGAAGCGUAGUGGGGCAAGGAAGUGGUUUUCCGGCACGCAAACAAGCCUCUUGCGCGCACCACCUGCCCAGAACUGAUCCCGGAUGGAGCCAGGAGAGGCGUAGCUCUGUGUGUCCCUCCCGGAGGUGUGUAGCGCGUGCGGGUUUGUUCUGCCGGCUGACACUGCCAAUACAAAAACCUUCCGCGAUGAGUGGGGCGAAGCGAAGCGAACGAUGCAGAAAUCGUUCAAACGCUAUGACGGUAGGAAAAAGGAUCAAUUGAAUGUAAAAAAAAUCGGAGCACAGUAGAAAGGAUCAAUAAUAAAUCGAAAAAAAGAGGAAUAAAGUAAAAUCAGUGAACUAAAAAAAGAAAACAAACGAAAAUACUUAGGAAAUGUUGCUAAACCAUCGACGCAAAACCGUUAAGCCACCGCCAAUGGGGGACAACGCACGUGAACAUUUCUUGACCCACGAAUGACGAUAAAUGAAUGAACAAAACAACUGCAUUAAAAUGUGAUUUAUAAUUAUAGAUAAACUGAUUGAGUAAUUAUUAUUGAAAUAAAAGCUCUAUAUAUU